AUAAUCUGAAUGACAUUUCAAGAGUGAAAACCCUUUGUGAAAUAUAGCAGCUUCUUAAGAAGAUUCUGAGCUUUUAAAUUUCAUUCCCAAUGAAAAGUACAUGAAGUCCAAUAAGAGAAUAACAAAUCAUGACGCUCGGUCCAUCAUGCGCGCUUUGCAGACUCCCACACAGCCAUUUUCCACGGCUCAUUCAGAAAUUUCGUCUUUGUUCGCAGCCCUUCUCCGAGGGCUGUCGCAUGGAAGACUGAGGGUGGCGCUGUCCGCGGUGCUGAACCCCCCAGAUCAAUAAUCUACAGAGCGGCGGAGCGGUUUGACGGGCAGUCGAGGUUGCAGCAGGCAGAGGGAGACGGUGGAAGGUAACGCAGGGAGGCAGCAUCAUGGCGGACAGAGACAGUGGCAGUGACCACGGAGGGCCCACCGCAGGCCCCGGCUCGCUGCCUCCGAGUGCGAUGGGCGCCAUGUCCCGGCUGCAGCACGACACUGAGGAGCUCGCUUCCAAGCGCAUUGACAUCCAGAACAAGCGCUUCUACCUUGACGUGAAGCAGAACGUGAAAGGCCGCUUCCUAAAGAUAGCCGAGGUCGGCGCUGGGGGAAACAAGAGCCGCCUCACUCUCUCCAUGUCUGUGGCCGUGGAGUUCCGCGAUUAUCUCGGGGACUUUAUCGAACAUUACGCCCAGCUGGGCCCGACCAACCCGGACAUGGUGCAGGACGAGCCCAGGCGGGCGCUGAAGAGCGAAUUCCUGGUCCGGGAGAAUCGGAAAUAUUACAUGGAUCUGAAAGAGAACCAGAGGGGGCGGUUCCUGAGGAUCCGGCAGACCGUUAAUCGUGGGCCAGGAUUGGGAAGCGCGCAAGGCCAGACCAUCGCUCUGCCGGCGCAGGGGCUCAUCGAGUUCCGCGACGCGCUCGCCAAACUCAUCGACGACUACGGCGUGGACGAGGAGCCGGCGGAGCUCCCGGAGGGCACCUCGCUCACGGUCGACAACAAGCGCUUCUUCUUCGACGUGGGCUCCAACAAGUACGGGGUCUUCAUGCGGGUCAGUGAGGUAAAGCCCACGUACCGGAACUCCAUCACGGUUCCCUGCAAAGUGUGGUCCAAAUUCGGCAACACGUUCAGCAAAUACGCGGAGGAGAUGCGGAAGAUCCAGGAGAGGAGUCGAGAGAAGCGGGCCUCCGAACUGCUACCUGAGGGCCCGCACGGCGGAGAUGAUGCGGACGACGACUGACCGACCACCGACCGACCGACGGACGGACGGACGGGGGUUUCAGAGACAACCACCGGAGACCAGACUUGAAACUGUAAAAUAGAAGGAGAAAUUUCCAAGGGAACCCCCCCCCCCCCCCCAACACACACACUUCACCUCCACAGACAUGACAGCCCCUCUGCUGUCUCCUCGCUCAUUUUGUCACCCCACCUCCCACCCAUGUAACAGUAAGCCGCUGCUAUCAAGAGUUGAACUGUAAGAUAUGAACUUUUUUCCUACUUGACUUAAAUGACAAUGAAUAGAGUGUUUAUAUCUCUAUCAAUGACAGAUUUUGCACACAUUCAAAAAAAUAAUAAUAAUAACGUCUAGUUGUUUUCAGACAUGCUAAGAUUUAAUCCAAGCAAAUCCAGAGAUCUAUUAUAUGACCAGUCUUCGUGUAGAGCCAAUAUUUGACAUCAGCACAAAGAGAAUAUAAUGUAUGAUAAACUUCAUGAAACCAAAAUCUGAGCGCAGAUGUAUAGUUUACUGUAAAGGUACAGCAGAGUUUAAAAAAAAAAGAAGAAGAAGAAAAAGGCGAGCACUCUUCAAAGUGCCCUGCAGGCCACCUGUCGAAACGCUUGUAGGCUCUUAUUUUGAAAAAAAGUUGGCAAAGCAAGACAGUAGGAUUUAUUUGGACCUAAAAUAUGGAUCGGAGCUGCUUGACGGCCUUUAUAGAAACACAAGAUAACCUCCCUUGUGCUUCUCAAACAGAUGGGAUAAAUUGAUGGAGCUCUAAUAUCAACUCUCUUGCACCACGUCCAUGUAAAGAAAAAAAGUGCUAACUUAGAUGUACUAAUUAUGAUUUUGUGAAUCAGCUGUAAAAAAAAAAAUUCCUUAAGAUACCCACGUUUUCUGUGGGUUAAGUCUUUAUUACUUUCUUCUUUUCCUCUUGGGGGAGGGUGGGGAUGCAAAAAUGGUCCAUUUGUGGUGAGGAGGGCGUAGAAACAAGAAAACACUAAAGACAGCUUGUGGCGAGGCAACGCAUCCUCUCUGACGUCAUAACGACCCGUGCCUUAUACACUCCACUCGUUUACGUGUUCUCACGUGGAUGGUCUGCGACCUCGACCGCCGCUGUACGUUCUUUCAUUUUUACGAGUGUUGUUAUGUAGGCAGAGACAUAAAGACCCGGCGAGGCUGUGGGUUUUCUCAUGUCCCUGCAGUGCGUGGCCGCAACAAAAGAAGGACAAAAAAAAAAGAUAACUCAAGGCUGGGAGGAAGGGGCUGGGAUGUGUUGCUCCUGAAGGAGCGUAGAAAUGAAACGCGUGGCUUUGCACACCGUAUGCAACACGACGUGGAAAAAUGAAAAAAAAAAAAGAGAGACUUGUUUUUGCAGAGUGAAGCCGGGGAAGGAUGCUCGGCCGCAUCCCCUGCAGCAGCAGCGGAUGCUCCCAGCAGCAGGGCCCAGGCAGGAUCUAUCAUUUUAUGGUGCUACAGCCCCUAGACCGCCCUUUGGGUGCCUCGUCGCUUGAAAUAUGUCACUUUCGCAUUAUUGUCAUUCUGAUGCUCCUUUGCCCCCGUUCAGAGUUCGUCCCUCCUCUUCACUUUCGUUUCAGGUUUCUCCCUCCCACCAAGCGAUGAAGCCUCAAGCUGGUGUAGGACAUUUCAUAGUGUGCAAUAUUGCGUGCGUGCCGAUAGUGGCAUUGUAUCUCAUGUACAGACUAUUAAAAGAGGAAAAAACAAAGAUCCGGCGAUGUGAUCGCUAGUAUUCAGAAGCAUGAACACGAGGUUGAAACAUUUGUGUUUUCCCAAAUGUGGAGACUGUAAAGCCAGAAACGGUCCAACUCACAGUGAGGUCAUGUUUUCUGUCGGAUCCUUUGAGCCACACAGCUGUUUCCUGUGUGCAUAGAUGAGUUCACUUCUUCCAGAACCCCUCGUUCUGUCCAGAAGCAACUGCUGUCUCAACGUUAGCCCCUCUGCAGUGAUCUCCACUCUGCAUCUUGGGAAUUUUGAGUCCAGCGCACACACACUUUCAGCCUCCCCCUGUUAAGGCCUCCUGUUGCUAUCAGAGUGUUUGGGAGGCCGGUGAAUGGUGUCUAGAGCUGCACAAGGCCUCCUGUCAUAAGAAUGGAGGCAACCGUGUGUUUGCCACAUCCCCUCUGGCCAGCGGCUGAACUUUGAAUUAACCUUUUCUGCACUUUUGCUCAAGCUAAGAGGGAGCGAUUAGCUGCUAGGGCAAACCCAAAGAGUUAAAGAACUUUUUGUGAGGAGGAUGAUCUCCUCUGCGGUCUUUGGAGUGUUUUGUGCUCUUUGUAGCAAAGUGUGUUUAAAUUCUUUUAAGUUGUGGACUUAGUUUUGACAAUCCAGACCCGAAUUUCUUUUUUUGUCUUUACCUUUAACUCUGGAGCCUUAGUGUCAACUUCCUUUGGACUACCUUAACUCUUCAACUGUUUUCCCAUUUCAAGUGAUUUCAACAGAUUUUGAAGUGGAGAAAAGCGGCUUUACUGACAAAUGUUUGCACAUCAGAGCAAAGCCCCUUUCCUUCGCGUCAGAAUUUGAUGGAAUUACGUUAUUCGCGUCAACGGUCAAAUAGUUGGGGAUGUUCAAAGAGCGUGUGUUAUUUUGCUGUCACCGGUGACAGCUACGGUGUGAGAGGGUUGAAACAUCGACUGGGCUCAAAGAGUCUUGAUUUGGAAUCAGGUCUGUGCAAAACCCGCUGACCAGAAGCAGCAGAUAAGUCAACAGGGAACUUAAACGAAGGCCUCAGCAGACUAAAACCAGUUUAACCUUGGACCAGCGCAACACAAAGAGCUCAGAGUUCCUGCAUCCUUGCUUUUAAGAGUGGCUCUGUGUUUGAUCAGGUAUCCCCUGUAGUGAUGCGGCCAAGAAAAAAAAAAUGUUCCAGAAAAUCCCAUCUGCUCCACGCAGAACUUCUUGGCUCGUGUUUGUCUCAGAGAAGCAGUGAAAGGCCUGACGAAGCCUGGCACUGCUCUGUGGGAGGGUCACCUGCAGCAGAACGGCCUGCAUGCGGGGCGGAUCCACGCAGAACUUUCCUCUACAUUUCAGGAGAAAAACAGGCACACUGCCCUGUGAAUUAUAAGACGCCUACAUCAACAAAAGACGUACGAACCUCCUGUAACUGUGUGCCCACCAGAGCACAUCCGAGUUCAACCUGAGUGCACUAUGUUGGGAUUCUGAAUCCGUUCUUAAAGUUUUUUUUUUUUUGCUUCAGUGUUGAUCUUCAGAAGACUCGGCAGCCGAAAAGUCUGGAACCAAAGCGUCUCUUUCUGAAGGCCUCACUCUAAAAGCGUACUUUUUUAUUCAAGACUGUGAGAGGUUGUGUUGCAGUCCGGAGCCUGCGCUGCUGGGUCAGUCGUGUUGUUGCUGCAGAAUGAUUCCAUUGUGGAACGUGACUCAUCCCUUUUUUCUUUUUCUUUUCGAGGGGCAUGGGGGUCACGACUACGUCUGAGUUACACAGGAACCGGGUGGGGCACAAGUGAUUUCACGAAA
Oryzias latipes (Japanese medaka) is the source of this 4688-nucleotide messenger RNA. RefSeq names its product purine-rich element binding protein Ab (gene purab). Gene Ontology annotation, molecular function: RNA polymerase II transcription regulatory region sequence-specific DNA binding; purine-rich negative regulatory element binding; DNA-binding transcription factor activity, RNA polymerase II-specific. Gene Ontology annotation, biological process: regulation of transcription by RNA polymerase II. Lineage: Eukaryota; Metazoa; Chordata; Actinopteri; Beloniformes; Adrianichthyidae. Gene Ontology annotation, cellular component: nucleus. The record is from RefSeq and is a predicted model, not a curated record.